Tauraco erythrolophus (red-crested turaco) is the source of this 1359-nucleotide messenger RNA. The record is from RefSeq and is a predicted model, not a curated record. NCBI's taxonomy places the organism in Eukaryota, Metazoa, Chordata, Aves, Musophagiformes, Musophagidae.
UGGGUGCACACAGGGAAUGAGGAAAUAGAAAUUCAUAAUGUCGUGGUUCAUUGCAGCUAACUAUGUCUGUGUCUAAGAAUUUUUCGAGAGUACGCCUGAGGAGUAUUCUUCAAUAAACAGUAUUCAUGUUUGUUUUGAAAAGGAACUUUAAAACUGACCGUAUCUAAAUCUCUAUGAAAAGCUCUGUUUGAAAAACACUCACUGUGCAGGUAAGUGUUAUAAUCUAUUAGACAUUACCUGUUCUUUGUAAUGCAGGAUUACAGCUGGACAGACAUCCGAUGUCCCUUUGAAAAGCGCAGGGAUGCAGCUUGUGUCUUCUGGGACAACGUAGUUUAUAUUUUGGGUGGUUCCCAGCUCUUCCCUAUAAAGCGAAUGGACUGCUACAAUGUGGUGAAGGAUAGCUGGUAUUCCAAACUAGGACCUCCAACACCUCGAGAUAGCCUUGCAGCCUGUGCUGCUGAGGGCAAAAUUUAUACAUCUGGUGGUUCAGAAGUGGGAAAUUCUGCACUGUAUUUAUUUGAAUGCUAUGACACGAGAACAGAAAGCUGGCACACAAAGCCUAGCAUGCUGACUCAGCGAUGCAGCCACGGAAUGGUAGAGGCUAAUGGUCUCAUUUAUGUAUGCGGAGGAAGCUUGGGAAACAAUGUUUCUGGAAGAGUCCUAAAUUCCUGUGAAGUUUAUGAUCCAGCCACUGAAACGUGGACUGAGCUGUGUCCAAUGAUUGAAGCCAGGAAGAAUCAUGGGCUGGUGUUUGUGAAGGACAAAAUAUUUGCUGUGGGUGGACAAAAUGGCUUAGGUGGCCUUGAUAAUGUAGAGUAUUACGAUAUCAAGAUGAAUGAAUGGAAGAUGGUGUCUCCAAUGCCAUGGAAAGGUGUAACAGUGAAGUGUGCUGCUGUGGGAUCUAUAGUCUAUGUCCUAGCUGGUUUUCAGGGUGUUGGUCGAUUAGGGCACAUUCUUGAAUAUAAUACUGAGACAGACAAGUGGAUAGCCAACUCCAAAGUCCGUGCUUUCCCAGUGACGAGUUGUUUAAUCUGUGUUGUAGACACUUGUGGGGCAAACGAAGAAACUUUAGAGACCUGAAGACCUGUAGGAAAUGCUGAGACGUUCUUCAAGGACUUGGGGAAAGAUGGCUAUUGGUGCUUUGCUUCCAUGUUUUACUGAAUCUUGUUAAACUGAGUCAUAUGAAAAAUGGAGAUGCCGUCUUUCAAUUUGUAUAUACAGCGUAUUGUAUAACAUGGAUUUUUGUCAUGCCCAUUUUCUUGUCUGGUUUAAGAGAUGGGGAUGUGUUUUGAGAAUCCAGUUACCUAGCUGAGAUCAUAUGGCAUCUUCCUUUAAAAGGACUCUGUGUGUGGCCUUGUC